AUGGCAUUCAGCUUCCAGACGUCGGCCGAUCUGGAUUCGGACGAUGACGAUGCGCCUGUGGAGCUGUCGCAAUGGCAGACGACGAACAAAUCGCAAGCUCCGGCACAUGUAGCAGCCAUGAUGGCCCAGACCACGAACGAUGAGGACGACUCUGGAGACGACUUGGCGAUAUCCGCUCUCGCAGCCUUCCAGUCCGGCAAACGCGCCACUCCACCUCUCUUGUCACGACCAUCAUUCACCUCAAUCAACCAGACCGCGAGCCAACCUGGCCUACCUGUGCUACCUAACGUGGACGUGGACGUGGACAUGGAUGAUGAGCCUGCGUAUGAUGCAAAUGUCAUGGGUGGCGACGAGGGAGACGAAGAGCAGGACAUGUCAAGCUUAGAUGAGCCGAGGAUGAAAGCAGUCGUGCCCCUGCUGCCUCGCAUGGAUCUGGAGCAGGAGGACGAAGUCGUAGAUAUGACUGUCGGUGAAGGUGUUGUGCGGCGUGUUCUGGCCGAAAGGCAAAUGUCACGUGACAGGCUGGCGUAUAAGGUUGAGUUUGAGGAUUGGUCUGUUGAAGAGGUGUCGUUCGACGAGCUGCUCGAGUACGAGAACGGAUCAGAAGCGUUGCAGGAAUUCCACGACAACCCGCCAACACCAGAACCGGAGCCUGAAACUGUUUCGAGGAAACGACCGCGCAACAUGUCUUCUCGUCCCAGCCGCAACUCUCUGCUCCAAGCAGGCUUCGUCAGUACCGUUGAUGCUGUGCCGAUGUCUGACGAGGAGCCCUCUGAUGACGAGCAGAUCACUGUCAGCACUAGAAGCUCGAAGCGUAGACGCAUCUACGAGCAGUACGAGGACGAUGGGGAAGAAGCACAAGAUGACGAAGACGAGCUCGGCGACGAGGAUGAUUCGGAAGUCGAAAUGAGGCACUCUCGUCGUGGCCCACGCUCACGGCUGCGCAAUACGACUUCUGCUGCUGGCCGUUCUCUUCGCAGCGCUAACAAGCCUUCUCCGGACGAUGAUGAGGACGAGGAAGACGACAGCGACGAUGAGGCUUUCCUGCAAUCAGACAUACUAGGCGCGAGACGCCGCAAGCCACGAAAGCGGCGAUCGAACGCUAAUCAGCUAGGCGCAGACUCUGAUGAGGAUGAAAUUGGCUUCUCUAGAAACAAGCGUCAGCGUGAGGGUGACCGCAAGUCUGGUCGCGCCAAUAGACAUCAAGGCGGCAUGCAGGAAGUUGGCGAGAAUGACGACUUUGAACAGGAGGCUGCACGUGCGCCAGUCGCCAAGCCGAAGGUCUCUGGUGCUCGCGAAGCUUUCAUCCAGCUCCCUCGCGGCGACGAGUUCCGCAUGCGCCAUACCCAAUACUGCGAGACUUGUGGCCAAGGCCCGAACUUCGCGCCUCUUGUUCACUGUCAAGGCUGCACGCUGUCCUACCACAAGUCCUGCUUAGGCCAUCGAAGCGGACGCGAGCAUCUCGUGACAAAGAUCGGCGACGGCGACUUUGUGCUGCAAUGUCGUCGUUGUGUGGCCUUUCCGAAGAAGAAGGAUGCGAUGUCACCGGAUCAAGGCAGAUGCUCAGAGUGCCAUAAUCACGGUAAUGCUUGCAGGCCCUUCCGCAGUCGGAAGUCGCCUGCACAGGAGCAGAAGGAGCGUGAGGAUAACCAUGGCGAAGACCCGUCUUAUCAAGUCCACGAGAGCCGCAUCAACAAUCCAGACAACGUCCUCUUCCGCUGCAUGACGUGCUGGCGCGGGUUUCACUUCGAGCACUUACCUCCAAAGUCAGAUAUGAUGGAGAUGGAGGCCGAGGUGGACGUCGAGCAGCGUUUCCGGGAGUACGGUCGCGAUUGGAAGUGCAAGGAGUGCAUCGACGCUCCCGCCAAGGUCGCCGGUAUCAUCGCAUGGAAGCCCGUCGACGAGGACACCUACGAUCCAGAAUUCGCCUUCGACCAGAUCGAGGAGGAUGAGAAGGUGUAUCUUCUCAAGUGGGAGGGUAUGUCCUAUUUCCGUGCGUCGUGGAUGCCUGGUGCGUGGGUAUGGGGCAGUACGACACAUAUGAUGCGCAAGGCCUUUGCGAAGAAAGACGAGGCGCAGCAUCCCAAGAUGAGGACCGAGGAUGCCAUUCCCGAGGACUAUCUGCGCACGGAUAUUGUGCUCGACAUCAAGUUCACGAGUAUCGUCGACAUUCGCACCGAGGAGGUUGAUAAGGCGCGGAUUCGGGAAGUCGAGAAGGCAUUGAUCAAAUAUCGUGGUCUUGGUUAUGAGGAUGCGGUUUGGGAGGCUCCGCCUGGGCCGGAUGAUGGCGAUCGCUGGACUGAUUUCGUUACCGCGUAUAAAGAUUGGGUUGCUGGUCGUUACGUUCGUCAAUCGACCGCUAGCAAGCUCAAGAAGACGCUCGAAAAGAUUCGAACUCAAGACUUCAGCAAAUUGGAGAAGAAGACGCAGCCUGAUAAUCUGGUUGGUGGUGAGCUGAUGCGCUACCAGAUUGAGGGUCUCAAUUGGCUGUACUACAAGUGGUUCACGCAGAAGAACGCCAUUCUCGCCGAUGAGAUGGGACUCGGCAAGACGAUCCAGAUCAUCGGGUUCUUGGCUACGCUGGUGCAGGAGCACAACUGCUUCCCUUUCUUGGUCGUGGUGCCGAACUCUACUUGUCCCAACUGGCGUCGGGAGAUCAAGCGUUGGGCCCCCUCGCUGCGUGUGGUCGCCUACUACGGCAGCAAAGAGAGUCGCGACCAAGCCUUCCGCUAUGAGCUCUUCCCCGAGGGCAGCAAGGAUCUGCGUUGCCACAUCGUAGUAACAAGCUACGAUGCAGCAGCCGACGAGAACUGUCGCAAAUUCUUCCGCUCCGUACCAUGGCAAGGUCUCGUCGUGGACGAAGGCCAGCGCCUUAAGAACGACAAGAAUUUGCUGUAUACUGCCCUCGGCGCGUUGAAAGUCCCCUUUCGUAUCCUCCUCACCGGCACGCCACUACAAAACAACCAACGCGAACUCUUCAACCUCCUUCACUUCCUCGACGAAUCCUACGAUGCCGAAAAGCUAGAUCAAGAAUUCAUGCUUGAUGGCCUGACCCAAGCUAAGAUCCAAGAACUCCACGAUAUGAUUCGACCCUUCUUUCUCCGCCGCACGAAAGCUCAGGUCUUGACUUUUCUGCCGCCUAUGGCACAGAUCAUUCUGCCUAUUAGCAUGUCGAUGGUGCAAAAGAAGGUUUACCGUACCAUCUUAGCCAAGAAUCCGGAUCUUAUGAAAGCCAUCUUCAGUUCGGGAGGCAAUGGAGCGCUCGGUAAGGGCGAGCGGGCAAGUCUAAGUAACAUCCUCAUGCAACUGAGGAAAUGCCUUUGUCAUCCCUUCGUCUAUAGUAAAGGGAUUGAGGAGCGGAAUGUGGAAGUUUCGGCUUCGCAUCGGAAUCUAGUAGAUGCUAGUUCUAAGCUCAAAUUGCUCGAGAUCCUGCUUCCCAAGCUGCAGGAGCGCGGACACAGGGUGUUGAUCUUUAGUCAAUUUCUGGAUCAGCUGGACAUCCUUGAGGACUUUAUGGAUGGGCUGGGCAUGCCAUUUCAGCGUCUAGACGGUUCGAUCUCGGCGUUGCAGAAACAGAAGAGGAUCGAUGAGUUUAAUGCUCCGGACUCUGCGCUGUUUGCUUUCUUGUUGAGUACGCGUGCUGGUGGCGUGGGGAUCAAUUUGGCUACGGCUGAUACUGUGAUCAUUCUGGACCCGGAUUUCAACCCUCAUCAGGAUAUUCAGGCUCUGUCUCGUGCGCACAGGAUUGGACAGACGAAGAAGGUGCUUUGUUUCCAAUUGGUUACGAGGGCUUCGGCCGAGGAGCGGAUCAUGCAGAUGGGGAGGAAGAAGUUGGCGCUGGACCAUGUGUUAAUUCAGAACAUGGACGCGGACGAUGCCGAGGAGAACGACCUCGUCUCUGUUUUGCGGCAUGGCGCUACGGAAUUAUUUGAGGAUAGUGGGGAGACGGAUAUCACGUAUGAUGCUGUUAGUGUCGACAGGCUUUUGGACCGUAGUCAGAUCGAGCAUACCGGCGCUGGCGAGGAUCGAAGUGCGGAGACGCAGUUUUCGGUGGCGAGGGUGUGGGCGAAUGAUACGGGGGCUCUGCAGGAUGAGAUGGUGGAUAUGCGGGGGCCUGAGGAGACUGCGCCGGAUCCUGGUGUUUGGGCCAAUAUUCUGAAGGAGAGGGAGAGGGUUGCUGCUGAGGAGGCUGUUGCUAAGGCUGAGGCGUUCGGGAGAGGUCGUCGUGCCCGCGGCGCAGUCGAUUACAUUGACAAGAACGGUGGCGAGGCCGAUGCCACCGACAUUCCCGAAGGCCCACAACCCAUCAAACGCAAAGUCAAGAACGGCAAUGAGAGCGAUACCGAUUUCCAAGCUGAUGAGAGCGGUGACGAUGAGCCAGCCGCAGGUGAGGACGAGAUGGAGCUCGAUGGCGAGGACGCUGCGACCAUAAGCGCCGGUGCUAAACAUGACGCAGGUCGGAAAAAGAACGGUAAGAUCACCACAUCCGCUAACACCACGUCUGCCUCUUCCCCGUUGUCACUACCCAAUAAACCACUUAAGGGCGACCAUUUGCCCACGCCAGCCGACAGCCCCAAAGGCAAGCGGGCGAAGACUACUUCAACAAAGUCUUCGCCUCGCAAGCCUAUGGCGCCGAAGGAGGCCUACAAGGGCGUUCAGGGCGUUAGAAAGGCCUUGAGUGCUGUUGGAAAGCCGAAGAAGAUGAAGGAGAAGCAGAAGGUCAAGGCUAUCGUCCGGGAGUAUCAGUCCAACGGCGAGAGGCCGGUUGCUUCUGCUUCUGUCCCUGCUUCUGGCAAUACCAAUGGCGAAGCGACGAAGACAACUGCGGCGGGGUCCAACACUCCUGCUGCUGCUGUUGUGUCGAAGAAGGCUGAAGUGGUCGACCUGACGCAGGACGAUGGCGAUGAUGAUGCCUCUCGUUCUGUGUCUGAGGUCGCUUCUUCUGCCAGGCCUGAACUGAAAGCAGGACACUACCAGCACAAACACUCCAACAACACUAGUAUUAUCUCUCUACGACGCUUUGCUUACGCUUCGCCAUUACUAGAUCCGCCCGCUUUCCGCCGCGUCAACGUUCCCGCGUCUCGUGCUUCCAACGCCCAAAAUAUCCCGACACCACCCAGCGACCCCACAAGCGACACGAACAUAUUCUCUACCGGCCCAGGAACGAACAACACGAAUACUUCUCAGAAUGGCGCUGUAUUUGCUCCAGCAAUUCAAGGCUCCCUCCCCAAUGGCUUAGUCUGCAUCGCAUGCAGAUCCUAUCACAUUUCUGGUCAAUGUCCCGUCAAGCUCGCGGGUCUCGAGUUCUGCAACCUCUGCGGUCUGGCACACUACGGCCAAGGAAGGAUAUGUCCGCAUAUCCAGAGCGAGACACAGGUCAGAACAAUGCUAGAAACCUUGCGCUACUCCAAGGAGCCUCAGCAUCUUGUCGAGGCUGCUAAGCGGUAUCUGAAGGGACUGAAGGGCCACUUGGUGCAGAUCAAACGGCAGAAGGAAGCGAAGGAGCAUGCAGCGAGGGAGUCUGAAGCGGCUGCUGUGCUGCAGGCUGCUAGGGCGCCGGUUUGGAAGAUGCCGGGGAUGAGCACAUCCGGUAUGGGCUAUGGUCUGCCAGUCGGCCAGGCUUUGAACGGCUCCAGCAUCGAGAAAGUCGGCGGCUGGAUCAAAAAGACACAUCACGAUAUUCAUGCUGGCACCGACCCGCGCAACGUCAAGCUGCCACAGCCAUACGUUGCCUGCAUCGUGGGUGCUUCUCGUGGCAUCGGAGCUGCUGGAGCUUCAGGACUAGUGCUUGCAUCGCGCCGCGUCUCCGGCUUAGGGAAUACGGCUCAGGAGUGCAAGAAGAUCAAUGCGAAAGCCGAAAUCAAAAUCAUUUCGUGUGACAUCACGUCGCCGCUGUCAGUCGAGGACCUGGCCAGCCAGACUAAAGCCGCCUUCGGCCGUCUUGAUGCCCUCAUCAUCAACUCCGGCGCUGCAGGAUGCAACUACGGCGUUAAGCUGGCUGAUAUACCGGCCGAAGAGAUCGUCAAUGUGACUAAUGUCAACUACACUGGCUCUUUCCUCUGCGUCAAGUACUUCAUUCCUCUCCUCCUCGCAACAAAGGACGGUGUCAAGGCGAUUGUAGGGAUCAAAAGCUAUGCCGCGCUCAUGGUCCGUGGUCCAUUCCUAAUGCCGGCAUACAAUGGGAGCAAAGCAGCACAGUUACGACUACUGGAUUUGGCGCACGAGCAGUAUCAUGCUGAUGGCCUAAACACUUAUUCCGUGCACCCAGGCGCCGUGCCGACGGAUCUGGCAUUGGGUACGAAUUUCCCCAAGGAGUUCAAUGGCUUGCUGAAGGACAGCACGGAUCUAGCGGGUGGGUUCUCUGUUUGGUGA
This is a messenger RNA of Recurvomyces mirabilis, 6372 nucleotides long. RefSeq lists its product as uncharacterized. The transcript is spliced from 7 exons. Gene Ontology annotation, molecular function: histone binding; ATP-dependent chromatin remodeler activity; ATP binding. NCBI's taxonomy places the organism in Eukaryota, Fungi, Ascomycota, Dothideomycetes, Mycosphaerellales, Teratosphaeriaceae. The coding region runs from base 1 to 6372 and encodes 2123 amino acids. The record is from RefSeq and is a predicted model, not a curated record. Gene Ontology annotation, biological process: chromatin remodeling. Gene Ontology annotation, cellular component: nucleus; chromatin.